AUGUUUCAAAAUGUGCAAACCAUAAUUUUAGAUAUAAACGAUGGAGAAAUGAGAACCGGGUACUCCGGAGAGUGCUCUCCUAGAUAUAACAGUAACCUAAUUCUAGGGCUACCAUUAGGUCAUAAUGCCACCUUAAAACAUACGAUAUUUCCAUUAUUACCAGAAAUAAAAAGAGAUAACGUAGAAUUAUUAUGUGGGAUGAGGUACAUAUAUGACCAUAAUAAUAGUAGCAAUUAUGACAUAAAUUUUGAGGUAAUGGAAAAAUUAUUCGAAGACAUAUCAGGAAGUAAAGCAUUAGAUGUUAAUUUUGAAGAUCAUCCUAUUUUAUUAACAGAACCUAAUAAAACGGAUAGUAAAUAUAGAGAAAAAUUUACAGAAUUAAUGUUUGAAUCUUAUGAUGUAUGUCAAAUGUUUCUAUCAAGAAGAAGCGUUUUAUCGUGUUAUGGUUGUGCACGGACAUCUGGACUAGUAUUAGAUAUUGAAAAAAACUGCACAAAUUUAUGCGGACUACAAGAAGGGUAUAUAUUUCAAAAACAUAUAGAAGAAGUUCCAAUAGGUGGAGACUUAAUUGAUAGAAUAUUCUUAGCAUAUUUAGAAAAUAUUAAAAAUAUUAAAAUAUACCCCUAUUUUUCUAUUGAUAAAAGUUUAAAUAAUGAAAAAUCUAGUACCGAUAUGAAAAUAUUAAAAUGUCCUUUGGUUACAAAAUCAUAUUACCUGUGGGGAUCUCUUCACGUAGUCAGCAAAUUGAAAGAAAGUUUAAUUAAUGAUUAUCAAAAUCCUAAUGACAAAAAUAAAAAAAAUUUAGAAACAAAUGGAACUGACAAUAGUUAUAAAUUACCAGAUGGUAAUAUAAUUAACCAAAAUAUUACUGAGUCAUUAAAACUUAUUAUUCCUUACAUUUUUUUUAGAAAAAAAUAUAAUCAAAAUAGUAUAAGUAAAGUUAGCGGAAUAACAAUGUUAAACAAUAUGGAUUUUAAUUUGUUUUAUGACACUUUAAAAAGUUUAAAGCUCCCAGUUCUACAUAAAUAUAAUUAUAAAAUUAAUAAGAGUAAUUCUGUCAUUGAAAAAAUUCCAGAAAACACUUCUGACAAGAAUUUCAGUAUGUGUUAUUCAGAUCAAAUAGAACCAUAUUUUGAAAUAUUUGAUGGCUUACAAGAUUUUAUUAAAAAAGGAAUUUUAUCCUUUCUAUCAGCUAAUAUUAAUCUAGACGAUGUUCUUAAUUUUCUAAUUGUAACAGGAGAAUCUACAAUGUUUCAUAACUUUGUUGGAAUAUUAAAAUCCUAUCUUCCUUUUAUAGAUACCAUAAAGGAGAAAAGUACAAGAAUUAUAUAUAGUAAAGGAGCGGACAGAAAAUACAAUUGUUUUAUAGGUGCAUCUAUUUUAUCAUCCUUGGGUUCCUUUUCGCAAUUCUGCAUGACUAAAAAUGAAUAUGAAGAAUAUGGGGUUAAAAACAUUGUUGAUAAAAAAUGCGUUUGA
Molecule: messenger RNA, 1476 nt
Organism: Plasmodium malariae
Lineage: Eukaryota; Apicomplexa; Aconoidasida; Haemosporida; Plasmodiidae
Gene: ALP2a
Product: actin-like protein, putative
Exons: 1
Coding region: 1-1476 (491 amino acids)
Biological process (GO): regulation of transcription by RNA polymerase II
Cellular component (GO): NuA4 histone acetyltransferase complex; SWI/SNF complex
Molecular function (GO): chromatin binding
Source: RefSeq, a predicted model, not a curated record